AUGGCCAUGUUCAAGCACGAGGUCAGGAGAAAGGGUUCCCCGCCCGAUACGUACAAUGAAUAUGGCUACUCAACAGAGACCCCGCGCCAUGAGAACCGUCCUCUCGCGGACGACGUCUUCGGGGACGAGGAGGGUGCGCAGAUCCACUACCGCACUAUGACCUGGCCCCUCGUCGCCGUCCUGAUGAUAGCCGAGAUCGUCUCAAACGGCAUGCUGUCCCUGCCGUCUAGCCUCGCCGUCGUCGGGAUCGUGCCGGGCGUCAUCGUCAUCGUCUUCCUCGGCGUCUUCGCGACCUUCACAAGCUGGCUGCUCAUCCAAUUCAAGCUGCGCCAUCCUCAAGUCCACUCCAUGGGCGACGCCGGCAUGAUCCUCUUCGGCCCGGCCGGCCGCGAGGUCCUCGCGGCAGGGACCAUCAUCUUCGCCGUCUUCGCGACGGGGUCCCAGCUCCUCGCGGGCCAGACGGCGCUGGCCACGCUCUCCGGGGGCCGCCUGUGCCUGAUGCUCUACACGGGCAUCUUCGCCAUCCCGACCCUGCUCUUCUCCCUCCCGCGGACGCUGGACCGCCUCUCGUGGCUCAGCGUCCCCGCCGUCGUGUCGAUCCUCGCCGCCGGCGUGGUCGGCAUGGUCGGCGCGGGCCUGCACCCGGCCGCAGGGCGCACCGUCGACGUGGCCCGGCCCUCCGACUUCGUGACGGCCUUCGUGUCCAUCACGAACCCGGUCUUCGCCUACGCGGGCCACUUCAUGUUCUUCAUCCUCAUCAGCGAGAUGAGGGACACCCGCGGCGCCAUGAAGGCCGCCUACGUCCUGCAGGGCUUCGCCACCAGCUUCUACGUCGUCUUCUCCGUCGUCACGUACUACUACCUCGGCUCCGAGGUGGCCAGCCCGUCCUUCUCGUCGCUGCCGCCCGUGUGGGCAAAGGCCGCGUACGGCAUCGCCAUCCUGAACUUCCUGAUCGCGGGCUCGCUGUACUCGCACACCGCGGCCAAGCUGGUGUUUGUCAGGAUGUUCCGGCGCUCGCGGCACCUGCACCAGCACUCGGUGCUCGGCUGGGGGGUGCGGGUGUUUCUGAUCUUCCUGGCCAACGGCGCUGCCUUUGUGCUUGCUGUUGGUGUCCCCAUCUUCAACUAUCUCAUUGGAAUCGCGGCGAGCCUGUUUGCGUCGUGGUAUACCUAUGGUAUCGCUGGGUUCUUUUGGCUAUUUGACGCGUACCAUUUUGGGAUGGGGAAGGGGGAGUGGUCUAGGUCCUGGGGUAUGACGACCCUCAGUAUUCUGACGAUCAUGGCAGGCCUGUUCAUCUGUGUGGCCGGUCUAUAUGUCACAAUUGAUGGCAUAGUCAUAGCUUAUCGGGAUGGGGCUGUGUCUGCUCCUUUUAGCUGCUAG
Messenger RNA from Diaporthe batatas, 1380 nucleotides. RefSeq lists its product as uncharacterized. The transcript has 3 exons. Bases 1 to 1380 code for a protein of 459 amino acids. Lineage: Eukaryota; Fungi; Ascomycota; Sordariomycetes; Diaporthales; Diaporthaceae. Gene Ontology annotation, biological process: amino acid transmembrane transport. Gene Ontology annotation, cellular component: vacuolar membrane. The record is from RefSeq and is a predicted model, not a curated record. Gene Ontology annotation, molecular function: amino acid transmembrane transporter activity.